AUGAUGGGCUCCGUGCUCCCGGCUGAGGCCCUGGUGCUCAAGACGGGGCUGAAGGCGCCGGGACUGGCGCUGGCCGAGGUCAUCACCUCCGACAUCCUGCACAGCUUCCUGUACGGGCGCUGGCGCAACGUGCUGGGCGAGCAGCUCUUCGAGGACAAGAACCACCACGCCAGCCCCAAGACAGCCUUCACCGCCGAGGUCCUGGCGCAGUCCUUCUCCGGCGAGGUGCAGAAGCUGUCCAGCCUGGUGCUGCCCGCAGAGGUGAUCAUCGCACAGAGCUCCAUUCCAGGCGAGGGCCUCGGCAUCUUCUCCAAGACGUGGAUCAAAGCGGGCACGGAGAUGGGCCCCUUCACUGGCCGAGUCAUCGCCCCGGAGCACGUGGACAUCUGCAAGAACAACAACCUAAUGUGGGAGGUGUUCAAUGAAGAUGGCACGGUGCGCUACUUUAUCGACGCCAGCCAGGAGGACCACCGGAGCUGGAUGACCUACAUCAAGUGCGCUCGUAACGAGCAGGAGCAGAACCUGGAGGUGGUCCAGAUUGGCACCAGCAUCUUCUACAAGGCCAUUGAGAUGAUCCCUCCCGACCAGGAGCUGCUGGUGUGGUACGGGAACUCACACAACACCUUCCUGGGGAUCCCCGGUGUGCCCGGGCUAGAGGAGGAGCAGAAAAAGAACAAGCAUGAGGACUUCCACCCGGCGGACUCCGCGGCGGGCACCGCGGGCCGCAUGCGCUGCGUCAUCUGCCACCGCGGCUUCAACUCGCGCAGCAACCUGCGCUCGCACAUGCGCAUCCACACGCUGGACAAGCCCUUCUCAGAAUUUCCUUAG
This is a messenger RNA of Pteropus alecto (black flying fox), 828 nucleotides long. RefSeq names its product PR/SET domain 12 (gene PRDM12). Gene Ontology annotation, molecular function: histone methyltransferase binding. Gene Ontology annotation, cellular component: nucleus. NCBI's taxonomy places the organism in Eukaryota, Metazoa, Chordata, Mammalia, Chiroptera, Pteropodidae. The record is from RefSeq and is a predicted model, not a curated record. Bases 1 to 828 code for a protein of 275 amino acids. The transcript is spliced from 6 exons. Gene Ontology annotation, biological process: neurogenesis.